UCAAUGGGCGUGGCUACAUUCCAGACAUACGGCUGUGUUCUCCCGUGCCUGCCUGCAACUUCGACAGCAGUUUGUGUGCACGUAACGGUACAGCUGUGAAAAUGUCCCUGAAAACAGCGGGCAUAGCAUUAACCCGUACACUAUGGACUAGAGGAAACAGGACCCCUCCUGUUGUGCGGUCCCCCAAAGCGAACAGACUUUCUACUUCGUGCAGGGCGUCUGCAGGAACAAAGCAGGGCCGCGAAAAAACAAAAGAGCAAAGUUGCGGCUCCUGCACCGACAGGCCCAGCGACGACGUGCCAGCGUCCAGCGAGCCUCCGCACAGAUGCAAGACUGUGGAUAAGAAGCGAGCUAAGGAGCCCGUGGGUGCUCCCGGUGUUACCGGUGUAAGAAGACGGUCAUUCACUUCCAUCACAGCUCCAGUGGACCAGAGGUCCUACCUGUGGGCUCGUUACGAUGACAUGAAACGGCUAGUUCACGACCUGAUUCCACCAGGUGCGUGUAACCUCCUGAACUCCUCCACCAUCUAUGCCAACAAUGAAGUCAGCCUGGCUGAAGUGGACAUCUACGGUUUUGACUACGACUACACGCUGGCUCUUUACUCAAAUGCGCUCAACACGAUGAUCUACAAUGCAGCGAAAGGCUUCCUAAUCGAACAUUUUAAGUACCCUGAAGGCAUCCACAGAUAUGAUUAUAUCCCCAACUUUGCUGCUCGGGGUCUUCACUAUGACAUCCAAAAGGGCCUUCUGAUGAAGAUUGAUGCCUUCCAUUACAUUCAGCCUGGAACGGUGUACCGGGGUCUGAGCCCAGUGCCAGAUGAGGAGGUCCUUCAACUCUACGGGGGGACCUACCAUGUCCCCCUGCAGCAGGACAGUGGAUUCUAUGGCAAGGGACCAAAGGUGAAGCAGUUCAUGGACAUAUUCUCCAUACCAGAGAUGACUCUCUUGGCCGUGGCAAAUGAUUUUUUCAUCACAAACAACAUUGAAUAUGAUCCAGUUCAUCUGUUCAAGGACGUCUCGGAGGCAAUUGGCAUGGUUCACCUCAAAGGCUACAUGUACAAAUGGGUCAUGGAAGAUCUCGAUAAGUUCAUACUGAGAGGUGAAGAGACUGAUGCCGUUUUGCAUCGACUGGUCAGUCAUGGAAAGAAGCUCUUCCUCAUCACCAACAGUCCCUUCAGCUUUGUGGAUAAAGGAAUGACUUACAUGGUGGGAAAAAACUGGAGAGACUUCUUUGAUGUUGUCAUUGUGCAGGCAGACAAACCUCACUUCUUCACUGACUGCAUCAAACCUUUCAGGCGGUUGGACGGUAAUGGAGACCUUCGGUGGGAAAAGAUAAACAGUUUGGAUAAAGGACAAAUCUACAAACAGGGAAACUUGUUUGACUUUCUCAGGCUGACAGGCUGGCGAGGUUCAAAGGUGCUUUACUUUGGAGACCAUCUUUACAGUGACUUGGCUGACCUGAUGUUGCGACAUGGCUGGCGUACAGCAGCUAUAGUGCCUGAGCUGGAGCAGGAAACCAAAGUGGUGAGGACAGACCGGUAUGCCUUGAACCUCACCUGGCUACAGGCUUUAACAGGUCUGAUCGAGCGUCUACAGACACAUAAGGACGCAGAGUCUAAACAGGUUUUUCAGGAAUGGCAGAAUGAGAGAGAAGAACUCAGGGCGAUGAUAAAGAACCUGUUCAACCCUCAGUUCGGCAGCAUCUUCAGAACGUGUCACAACCCCACCUACUUCUCCAGACGUCUGUGUCGCUUCUCCGACAUCUACAUGACUUCCCUCAGCUGUCUUUUGAAUUAUGACCUGUCGUACACUUUCUAUCCCCGCCGCACCCCUCUGCAGCACGAGGCUCCUCUGUGGAUGGACCAGCUUUGCACAGGCUGCAGGAAGACGCCCCAUCUGGAGGAAAUGUCUCAGAUACGAUGAGAGCUGUGCUCUCCCCAGUGACUUUAGAUUUUUUGUUUUUAGGCCUGGCAAACACUUGAUAAUGCCUGAGGAUUUCUUUGAUAAAGCUACGCCGCACAACUCCCUUCAAUGGGGCAAAGUAUCAUUAUUCUACAUUGUGACUCACUUCCCCAAUGAAUUCACUAGAGGGCACUGUAGAUGUAGCUGCUCUCCAGAAAGCAUGCGAUGCAAUUAAACGUGUUGUAGUACAAGAUGACAGACACUGUAGUAGCUGUCAGAAUCACUUGUAAUUUGGUAUCAUUUAGUAGUGCUGCUACUCUAAACAGGUGAUGUAUCUGAAUACCCCUUCUACCACUUUAGUAUAUCAGUUCAUAUAUGCUUAAAAUAACAUUAACUUAGACCCUAAUCGUUUUUUGUUACAGGACGAUGUUAAAGAACUUGUUCAACCCUCAGUAUGAAAAUGCCGAACAACAUAAAGCUGUCCUUGCACAAUUACCAAAAAUAAACAAGCAAAAUCUGA
Scatophagus argus is the source of this 2421-nucleotide messenger RNA. RefSeq names its product 5'-nucleotidase domain containing 2 (gene nt5dc2). The record is from RefSeq and is a predicted model, not a curated record. Gene Ontology annotation, molecular function: 5'-nucleotidase activity. The transcript is spliced from 14 exons. Bases 102 to 1922 code for a protein of 606 amino acids. Lineage: Eukaryota; Metazoa; Chordata; Actinopteri; Scatophagidae.